Messenger RNA from Pararge aegeria (speckled wood butterfly), 1575 nucleotides. RefSeq names its product sodium channel protein Nach-like. Gene Ontology annotation, molecular function: ligand-gated sodium channel activity. The record is from RefSeq and is a predicted model, not a curated record. Lineage: Eukaryota; Metazoa; Arthropoda; Insecta; Lepidoptera; Nymphalidae. The transcript has 11 exons. The coding region runs from base 1 to 1575 and encodes 524 amino acids. Gene Ontology annotation, cellular component: membrane. Gene Ontology annotation, biological process: sodium ion transmembrane transport.
AUGAAAGGGGAUUUUAAAACUUUACUUCGGAAUUUUUGUCUCGAUAGCAGUGUAUUGGGACUUAAAUAUUUCUAUAUAUAUCCGGAUCCGGUCUCGAGAUGCUACUGGGCUGUAUCCAUCGUACUCGCUUUCUUCAUGUCGUGUGCACUUUCUAUUCUCCUGUACAAUCGGUUCGCGGAAAUGCCGACGCGCAUCGCAGUCGAGAACCAGUACGCGUCCAUACAUGACGUGCCCUACCCCGCGAUCACAAUAUGCUCGCCCAAUCAGAUCACUAUCUCCUCUUUGGAGCACUUUGAGAAGACUCUUGCUCCCGAAAUAAUGGGCAUGGUCCCGCAGAGGUGCGACGACUUCCUGAAACUGUGCUAUCUAAAAAGGAAGCGUUAUCCCAACUGCAAGGGUCUGUUCGAGCCGAUACUGACGAAACACGGGAUGUGCUGCAUAUUUAACAGCAUCUACCGUUAUAAUGAUAAAAUAAGAAACGAAAAAGUGCCAGAUUUCGUACCGCAUACAACAUUCAGGGGGGGUCUCGCUGAGGCGCUGACCGUUGUCGCGGACUACAAUCCUGAGAACGCAUUAAGCGGUACGCUUCUCCUUGCUGGAGCAGUUCGGAUAAUGUUUACGAUGCCCGACGAGUUUCCCGCGGAUGAUGAGUCUAAUUUGGUGCGCGCAUAUACGGAAUCAUUUCAUUCCAUUCAUGCAACUUAUACUUACUGCUCCGAAGAAGUCACGACUUUGCCUUAUUGGAGGUCUGCUGCAGGUGUCCUAGAGUCAUCACUUAGAUAUAGGUUCUCUGAUAACUAUUUUCCAAUCUCAGUUAGAAUGGACAGGAGGAAUUAUUCUCGCCGCCGCCAGUGCUAUUUCGAGGACGAGUACUUUUUGCCGUUCUUCCACCAUUUCCACAACUCGGACUGCGACCUACUGUGCUACGUGCACUCGAUCGAGGACAUCUGCCACUGCACAAUGAUGUACAUGCCCAACGUCUGGCCGGGCCGAGCGUGCAACAUCACCAGCAUCGACUGCAUUGUGAAGGCUAAGCUGGAGAUGACUAAGCAGGGUAGCGCUGGACUGUGUAUCUGCCUGCGGGAUUGCGUGUCGUAUCGCUACCGGGUCGAGCUCUCUAUCGGCAACCUUAUGGCGCUACCAAACUUGCACACGUCUUACUUCGCUGAAAACAAGCAGCGACAGUUUUGGCAGACUUUGUGCGCAGGUAUUCAAUUUAACAAGAGCACGUCCAUUCUACAUUUCUUCCAUAAUUCGGUUCUGGUGAAGCAGAAACAGGAGACUGUAAUGUCGCUCAUAAGUUUAGCAUCGAACCUCGGAGGCGUGUUUGGACUAUGCUUGGGCUGCAGUGUAAUGAGUGUGCUGGAGAUAUUCUACUAUUUACACAGCGCUAUCAGAAAUAAGAUACAAGAUCAUUUUCAGAGACUUAGGGCUAGAAAGAAUAGGGUUGAUUUCAUACACGAGGAAUGGGUUAAUAAGAACAAAAGUAGGGAGAGCUACAAGAAUUUCCACCGCAACAGGUUCCAUAAGCAGCCUAUCUUCUCGAACAGAAAACAAAGACCUAUUAUUAUUUAG